CACAACACCCCCGCCAACAACGCGAACUUCGACUACUUUCGUUCUCGUUUGACACCAAUUGGUAUUAGAGCCCACCAUUGGACACCACCAUGUGCCCCAGUGUGGGUGCUUACAUAUGUAUGCCACUGGCUCAAUCAGUUACCAAUAGAAAGAUCGCCGGCUGCGAUACCUGCUACACUUAAAUAGCACCCGCUCUCGUUGCUCGGAACCCAGUUGACAAACGGCAUUAGAAGUACGAGUAUAUGGGAUAUGAAGUCGACUGUUUGGCUACCUUUGUUGACCCUAAUUUGGAGGAGUGCCAGUGCCAACCCGAUAUUGGGGCUUUUCGAUCCCGCCUGCCAAGUUGUUAGGGGAGAAUGUCCCAAUAAAAACAUAUCCUUCUGGCUGUACUCGAAUUCCACCCGGGAAAACCCCAUUCUGCUGGAUCCCCUUGACCUUAAUCCGUGGAACUUCCAACCGCCACGUCCCCUAAAGAUACUCAUCCAUGGCUACACAGGUGACCGUGACUUUGCUCCCAACUCCUACAUCCGUCCCGUGCUCCUCGAUCACGAAGAUGUCUACGUGAUCUCCAUCGACUAUGGACCACUUGUGCGAUAUCCCUGCUACAUCCAGGCAGUUCAGAAUCUUCCCCUAGUGAGUCGAUGCCUGGCGCAGUUAAUCAACAACCUGGUCGAUCGAGCUAUUGUGGCAAAUGACCAGAUCCAUCUGAUAGGCUUCAGUUUGGGUGGUCAGGUGGCGGGGCAGACGGCCAACUAUGUGAAGAGAAAGAUGAAGAGGAUCACUGGUCUAGAUCCUGCGAAGCCCCUCUUUAUAUUGGGACCAGAUUCAAGAAGAUUGGACAAAGGAGAUGCCGAUUUUGUGGACGUCAUCCACACGGAUGUUUUCGGUCGGGGAUAUCUGCGCGCUGCUGGUCAUGUGGAUUUCUACCCAAACUUUGGAGCCAAACAACCUGGCUGCAUGGAGGAGAACAUGCAAGAUCCAAGUAGCUGCAAUCACGAGAGGGCUCCUCGCUUUUACGCCGAGUCCAUCAAUACCACUGUGGGUUUCUGGGCACGGCAGUGUUCCGGUUGGUUGCUCCAACUCCUUACACUUUGUCCCACAACAGGAGCUCAAGCUCUACUGGGCUAUCACGUCUCGGAUGAGUUGAGGGGCUCGUACUUCCUCCAGACUGCAAGUAAAUCACCCUAUGCCCUCGGAAAAAUGCAGGAUGUGGACAAUAGACAGACCCUGGCCAAGUUCCAUUUGAAUUUCGAUCACAACGAAAUCGACGAUGACUACGAACCACAGUUGUUGGAGGCGUUCCUCGAGCUGGAGGCGGUGAAAGUGGUGGUCAAAAUGGAUGAAAGCGAAUUGGAUAAGCGGUUGAACUGGAUUUAUAGGGAGGAAGAUGAGCCUUUAUCCAGAAAUUUAAUUAAAUAGUUGAUAAUAUAUGACUGCAUUAAAAAUUAUACAUUUAAAUAAAUAAAUAGGAU
Molecule: messenger RNA, 1472 nt
Organism: Drosophila melanogaster (fruit fly)
Lineage: Eukaryota; Metazoa; Arthropoda; Insecta; Diptera; Drosophilidae
Exons: 3
Coding region: 250-1419 (389 amino acids)
Biological process (GO): lipid metabolic process
Cellular component (GO): extracellular region
Molecular function (GO): lipase activity
Source: RefSeq, marked reviewed